Pieris macdunnoughi is the source of this 4038-nucleotide messenger RNA. NCBI's taxonomy places the organism in Eukaryota, Metazoa, Arthropoda, Insecta, Lepidoptera, Pieridae. The record is from the annotation of a GenBank genome assembly.
AUGACGCGACGAAAAAGUGAUUUUAAGAGAACUUUAGUUUUAGUUGUAUUUGUGUGUCCGUUUGUGUUUUCGCGACCUCAAGAAUCGUUAACCACUUCGAUUAGUUAUGCUGAGACGACAGAGUCACCGUUAAGGUAUAGAUUUAGGGUUGAUAGUUCUAGAGCAUUAGAUAAGGUACAUAAAUCAGGGCUUACCCAAACCAAUAGAACAAAUAGAUUAUUACGCAAAUCAUUUAAAACAAAACAAAAUCGGGUAAAAUCUAAUUCUGAUAGAAAACCCGCCACUCCAAAAACAAUAAAACCAGUAAUUAAAAAAGUUAUAACAAAAUGGACUGAUAAUGUAAAAGAUGAUAAUUUAGAGUUUUCUCGAGAAGACGAAGAUAAUAAGUCGGAUAGCAUAAUCCACAAUUAUUAUACAAGUACAGAAAUUAAUGACGAUAUAAAUGCACACAUAUCAGAUAAACGAUACUCACAAAAUAACUAUCCUCAAUCGCAAUACUCUGAAGAGACCCAUAUUUAUUCUAGUAACUUUCAAGUUAUUGAUAAGCAUCCAUACGCUUCCCCAACUAGACCAUCAUUUGUAUAUAGUAAACCCACACCUACUCCUAUUAUAACUAAUGUCGGCUAUCCACCACCUUGGCAUGAUCGCUUUCACAGUACAAAAAAACCAAGCACUGUAAAACCUAUAAAGUAUACUAAACCCCCUUACAACAAUUACCCAAAUUAUCCUAAUAACUUUGAAGUCACAACGUUUCCUCCAACCACAGGUUACACGGAUAGAAUAGUUAUAAGACCUGAAGAAUAUGCUGCAACUUCUGAUGACUGUCCAACAAUAUUUCUUACACUUAACAACACUUUCCAGGGCCAGGGCAAAGAAGCUUGUCCUGAUUUGAAUAUCGCUGUUAAUACAAAUGUUGUGAACAAGAACGUUGUUGUAGAAUCAGAAGAAGAUACGGAUAGCACGUUAACUGAUAUAUUUGGAUUACCAGAUGGUAACUCUGAAAGUGAAGAGUCUUCAAAUAAUUAUUCUGACGAAAACGAAGAAGAUGAAAGUGCGGCCAUUGAGAGUCUAGAGUUAUCGAAUUAUAAUGCAGCUAAUGAUGCUAUACAAGCAGAAUCUGCUGAAUCUGCAAACUUUGCACAACCGAGUUCUCCUAUAUCUGCGUUGUCUCGUCCAACAAAAGACGAUGAAGACGAUGGAUUUGGUUUGUCAUCUAUAAUAAGUUUCUUUCGCCCUGCAAUAAGUGCAUUCAGUUGGCUGGCUUCAAUCAAUCCUCUUAGUUUUCCUGCUCUUUCCUUUAUACUGACCCCUAUAAUUCUUCUAGUUGCUAGUACUUCUGGAAUUGCUGCAUUAUUCGGUCCAUGGGUGUUAACUUAUGCGAGACAAGCUCCAGAUAUAGGCUUCUAUGGCCCUCAAAGGCGAUGGAUUGAUAAUUAUGACACGGUAACUCCGGUUGUAGAAGAAACACAAAAUGCAUAUUCCCCCUCGAUUGGAGUUCCAGUUGCUCCAUUAGAAAGUACACCAAGAGAAGUGAAAAAUAAGUCUCCAGCUAUAAAGGAUUCUAUUAAAAAAGUUGCGGAUCAAUUACUAGAAACAGCUGUUAAUAAUUCAUUAGAUACUCCACUCGUACCUGAUACGAGAAUACCUCCUAAGAUAAAAACACAAGUCGUACAAAAAAAUAAAAUUCGUACAAGAAAUGAAGACGGAGAUGAGAUUAAUGACUACUCACAUGCUGGAGUUGCCGUCCCUGUGUCAAUGGAAGAAUUGGAAUUAGAAAAUAGAGUUAGCCCUUCUCAUACUGAAUCAUCCACAUCCAAUGAAGGAAUAUCCACUUGGAUUUUGUUAAAUAACCCAGUUAAUAAAGAAAAUUCUACAUUAGCUACUGAACCUACUAAAAUUGAAGAAAACAAGAAAUCUAAGCCUACGAAAAAUAAACCUAAAAGACCUCAAAAUAAACCAUCUAUGCCUAAAAGACCGAUUAUAGGUAGCACAAAUAAAUCGGACUUGGUUGCCAGCGGUUCUGCAAUAAAUGAAAAUGUCUAUAAUAAAAUUAAAGACACAGUCUUAACGAAUGUUCAGAAAAACAAGAAUUCGCCACCGCGUGCAGCCUCUACAACUACUACAACUACAACCUCAACUACUGAAGCACAAGUUAAAGAAAUCGCCAACAAAGAACAGGGUCCCAUUAUUCCUGUAAUAAAGGUUCCUUCGAAAUCAAAUAAAAAGAAGGAUAAACUUAAGCAUAAAACUAGUAUUACAUUAGCUCCCGCCUCAACUCAGUCAGCUUUGCUACCGCUGGAAGCAAAAGAACAAGAAAUCGAGUUAGAAGUAAGUACACCACCUAGUACUACAAAGAAGCCCAAGCGAUCGUCUACUAAGAAAAAGACCAAGACAAAGAAACGUAAAGUUUCAAAACCAAAACCAGCUCAAACAUCUUCGCCGACUGAAUUAAAAACGGCAAAUAAAACAAAAACAACAAAAACAUCUAAAAAACCUACAAAGGCCACUGGGCCAUUCACAAGUCAAAUUUACAACUACUUUUCUAGAGAAGUCAUGCCUUCUGUAGGAGUAGGCGUAAUUGGUUUAGCUGGCUUAGUAGGUAUUGCGAGUUAUUUCUUAUAUCCCUUUGCCACUCCAGUUAGGAGAACUUUCGAAGUUGACAAAAAAGACGACAUUUAUAAAAAUAAUGCCGAAGAAUAUGCAAACGAAGGCAAUGGUCAACCAGAAGAAGAAAUGUUGGGUACAGUGCUUGCAGGUAUGCCUGCACAUGCUAAACAGAAAUUAAAUCCUUACGCGGCACAGACUAAUUAUAACGCCCGUUACCCGGCGAAAAAGGAACAACAAGAUAUCAGGUAUAGGCAUGUGACCAAGUACGAUCCUAAUUAUGGCGUGCAUUACCCACAGCAAAAAACUGGUAUUGCUCAUGGUGCUGUUUAUUCUGAGCCUUUAAAUUACCAUCGCCGCCCUCAGUAUGAAACAAGGCAUGCAUAUACUACAUCUUAUCCAGCUGUUGAACCUAUCUUUGCCGCCCCUCAAACUGGACCGUCAGAUGCAACUUCUUAUGGAAGUGAGUCAUCGGGUUCGGUUGUUUAUGGAGUGAAACCAUCAGCAGACACAGAUUUUAAACCUGUGUAUCCAUAUGAUCCUCAGUUUUACGGAGAAACAACAACAAGUCCUGUUACAUACCCUCAGACAUCUAUGUACCUUGGUUCUAAUAAUGAAUCAGAACAAUCGGAAGACAAUAAAUAUAAUGAAGAUUCAAACAGUGAUACUGAAAGUGGAGAAAACAAAUUCGUUGUUGGAAAUGUACCAAAAGAAUUAAGCGACUCUGAUACCCCUGCAGUUGUUCCAGAACAUGGACCCAGAAAACUUAAUAGAAAACGUAGAAGCUUACGUCUGAAAAGAGGUGUCGCUAUAGAAGAAAUUUUAGAAGCUGCAAAUAAAAAGGAAAAGGAGGUUUUUUUAAGCAAUGAAAUAGAUGAGGCUCUUAGAUAUGUGCCUCAUAUACCUCAAUCAAUUGAAUUACUGCCUAUUAAAACUGAAGAAAAUUACAUAAAUAUAAUUCCCAUAGAAGCAGUAAACCCAAGUAAUGCAUUAAAAGGAGAAAAUGCCAAAAUGGGGGAAAUAGUAGAAAGUGUUUCCACUAUUCCUAUUGAGGACUCAAACGACAAAACAACAGAUAUGUCAAAUGAAAUUGUACCAUCUUCAAGUUCUCAAUCUGAGACGGACAAUAACAGUGAUAUUACAAAUACAGAGAAAAAUUUACAAGCAGAUACAACAACGGAUAUAAAACUUGAAAGUACUUCAACAAUGUCUACUGUUCCUAAAACAACUAAACAGCCAACAGACUUUCCAGAAAUCUUAACAUAUCCACCACCAUCGUCUAGUAACGGAUUUUUUGGCUUCUUGCAACGAUUGGUUGAGUUUAAGUACAGAUUAGGUCUAAGUAUAUUACAAAAUACUUCAAAGUCUCUGAAUAACUACUUGAGAAGUAUGGAGGAAUCAAUACAGAGGGCGGCAUCUGAUGCAUCUCAUUAG